Molecule: messenger RNA, 1527 nt
Organism: Funneliformis geosporum
Lineage: Eukaryota; Fungi; Glomeromycota; Glomeromycetes; Glomerales; Glomeraceae
Source: the annotation of a GenBank genome assembly
AUGGCAGCACCAUAUAAAAAAUUAUCAAUAAGAAAAAUUGCCAAAAACGUUGACAAUGGUACUGAAGAGUCAAGAUACUGGAACAGAUUUAAGAGGAAAACUUUUAAAGAAAUUGCUUCCGUAACCUCAAUUCAUUUUUCUCCUAUCGCACCACAUGAUUUCGCAGUAACAUCAUCUACACGUGUUCAAAUCUAUUCUCCGAAAAAUAAAUAUCAAGUGACAAAAUCGAUAUCAAGAUUUCAUGACAUCGCGUAUAGCGGAAAUAUCCGAAAUGAUGGUAACCUUCUUGUCGCUGGAGACGCUACAGGAUUGAUUCAGAUUUUUAAUAUUCAUAACAGAGCAAUAUUAAGAACGAUGGAAGGGCAUAAACUUCCCGUGCAGGUAACAAAAUUUGCUCCUGGAAAUACUCAAGUUCUCUCUUGUUCAGAUGAUAAAACCGUUCGAAUUUGGGAUAUACCUGGUCAAGAACCUGUAUCAGUUCUCGAAGGACAUCAGCUAAUCAAAUACUUCAAACUUAAGGAUUAUGUACGAUCUGGUUUAAUAAAUAACGGCAAUCCUCACUUAGUUUUAUCUGGUUCUUAUGAUCAAACAGUGAAACUUUGGGAUAUGCGUACAAAUACUUGUGCCAUGACUUUGAUGCAUGAAGCACCUGUAGAAGAAGUUUUGUUUCUUGAUGAUCAAACAGUGAUUUCAGCAGGUGGACCGACUAUAAAAGUUUGGGAUAUUAAUGGUGGAGGUCGAGUUACAUAUUCUUUGUCGAAUCAUCAAAAAACGGUUACCUCCAUGUGUUUCAAUUCACUGCAUUCUCGACUUCUUACUGGAUCUUUGGACCGUCAAGUCAAAGUUUAUGAUACAAAAAAUUUUGAAGUGUUGCAUGGGUUAACAUAUCCCGGUCCAAUUUUAAGCCUCGCGAUUUCACCUGAUGAAACCCAUUUCGCAGUCGGGAUGACAUCAGGCACUUUAGCUGUGCAAUUCGUUAAAGUGGAAAAGGUUUCAAAACGUGAAAAGGAACAACCAAAACCGGGCACUUAUCAAUACUUUAUUCGUGGUUUCAAUCACAGUGGCAGUAAGGAUGAUCAUGUAAUAGAAGCUAAACGAAAAGAGAAACUGGCAAUGUAUGAUCAAUAUUUGAGGAAUUUUCAAUAUUCAAAUGCACUUGAUGCUGUUUUAAGACCCACUACACUUCCUAUUUUGACAGUUUCGUUAAUUCAAGAACUUAUACUACGCGAUGCUUUGACAAUAGCCAUUGCUGGACGUGAUGAAACUUCUUUGACACCUUUAAUCAAAUUUGUGACUAAAUGGAUAACUGAUCCAAAAUAUAUGAACCUUAUGGUCGAUGUUGCGCAAGUCAUACUUGAAUUAUAUUCCCCAGUAAUUGGACAAUCUUCCACCAUAACAAAUCUUAUAAAGACUUUACAUCAAAAAGUAAAAGGUGAAAUUUCUAUACAGUUAGAGAUGGCAAAAGUAAUAGGUUCUGUAGAGAUGAUAUUUGCUGGUGGCGCGUUAAGAAAUAAGAAACAAAGAUAA